AUGUCUGAAGUACCAGAUAAACAAUUACAAGAAGAUGGUUUUUAUUUACCUCAUCAUGCAGUGAUAAAAGAAGAAAGCCAAACAACAAAAGUACGAGUCGUGUUCGACGGCUCAGCCAAGGGUUCCAAGGGUCAUUCGCUCAAUGAAUUGCUACAUGUUGGCCCAACAAUACAGACAGACAUUUUCUCAUUACUACUUCGAUUUAGAUUACACCAGUACGUACUGACUGGUGACAUUGAGAAAAUGUACAGACAAUUUUUAGUACGUCCACAAGAUAGAAAAUAUCAACGUAUUUUAUGGAGAAAUACGUCUGGUAUUAUCAAAACAUAUGAAUUAAAUACUGUAACAUUUGGUCUUGCUCCAUCACCAUUCCUAGCUAUACGAUGUCUACAUAAAUUAGCUGAUGAUGAACAAGAAAAUUUUCCUAUAGCAUCAGAAAUACUCAAGAGAGAUCUAUAUGUCGAUGAUCUUUUAACUGGUACACAAACACUUGAAGAAGCAAUUAAAUUGAGGGAUGAAUUAAUUCCUUUAUUACAACAAGGUAUGUUAAAUAUACGCAAAUGGGCUUCCAAUGAGCCUAGACUAUUAGAAGGCCUUCCAGAGGCUAACAAAAAUUUACAAUUACAAUUUAAUGACUCCAGUGCAAUAAAAACUCUCGGUGUUUACUGGAGAUCUACUACAGAUACAAUUGUUUACACAGUUAAAACAAUUACGUUUGACGAAAUUACAAAACGCAAAAUUUUUUCUGAAAUUGGAAAAAUCUUUGAUCCUCUUGGACUUCUUGGUCCAGUUGUUAUGACAGCAAAAAUAGUUAUGCAACAAUUAUGGAGUAUAAACAUUGACUGGGAUGAACCUGUCCCAUCACCAAUUAAAGAUGAAUGGUUAACAUUUUAUAACCAAUUACAACUUUUAAAUGAUUUAUCUUUUCAAAGACAUACAAUAUUAAAUGAUACAACAAGUAUACAAUUACAUGGCUUUUGUGAUGCCAGUGAAAAAGCAUAUGGGGCUUGUAUUUAUCUCAGGUCCAUUGAUAAAAAAGGUAAAGUUUACACACAACUUUUGUGUGCCAAAGGGCGCAUAGCUCCUCUCAAGACACUAUCAAUCCCUAGAUUGGAAUUAUGUGGAGCAUUAUUACUUGCUUCGCUUUAUACAACAAUAAUUAAAGCAAUACACAUAACAAUAGAUGACACAUAUUUGUGGUCAGAUUCUACAAUUGUUUUACACUGGCUAAGAAAAGAGCCAAGUGUUAUGAAAACAUUCGUGGCAAACAGAAUUGCCAAAAUACAAGAAAAAACAAAAACAACACAAUGGUGCCAUGUACGUACACAUGACAAUCCAGCUGACCUGAUUUCAAGAGGUCAACUACCUGAAGAAUUCAUCAAAACAACAACAUGGCAACAUGGGCCGUCUUGGCUGUGUGAAGAUCCAGAUGGCUGGCCGAAAUUCGAGAUGACCGAGGGUUGCAGUCUACCUGAGCUCAAGGUCAACACAUGUCUCAACACAACGACAAGUUCAACACAACCGCAAGUAAAUACAAACAAUAAAAAUGAUUACAAUAUUUCAACUCGUUAUUCAUCUUGGAAUAAAUUACAAAAUGUCAUUGCAUAUUGUCUGCGAAUGAAAACAAACAACAAGAAUACUGCCACAUUAUAUGCUGUAAGACAACAAUAUUGGCCAAUUGACGGUCGCAAUCAAGUAAGUAAAAUAAUACGCACUUGUACAACAUGUCUACGAGCACAGCCUCGUACAAUUGAUUACCUGAUGGGUAAUUUACCAAAAGCAAGAAUUAAUGAAGCAAUUCCAUUUACAAUAGUUGGGGUUGACUUUUGUGGACCUUUUUUAGUCAAAGAAAAGAAAGAAAGAAAUAGAAUUAAAGUUAAAAUAUACGUAGCAGUCUUUGUAUGUCUCGUCAUCAAAGCUGUACAUCUAGAAAUGGUCAGUGAUUUAACUACAGAUUGUUUUAUUGCUGCUUUAAAAAGAUUUGUUGCAAGACGUGGUUACCCGACUGAUAUUUAUUCAGACAAUGGUUUAAAUUUUCAAGGGGCCAACAAUGAAUUGAUUAAACUGCAAGAUCAAUUAAAAUCAAACGAUGCACAAAAUAAAGUACAAGAAUUUUUUAACACAAAAAAAAAUUCAAUGGCAUUUUACGCCACCACUUUCUCCACAUUUUGGCGGACUUUGGGAAGCCGCAGUCAAGUCAUUCAAACAUCAUUUUAA
Aphidius gifuensis is the source of this 2217-nucleotide messenger RNA. RefSeq lists its product as uncharacterized. The transcript has 2 exons. The record is from RefSeq and is a predicted model, not a curated record. Gene Ontology annotation, molecular function: nucleic acid binding. NCBI's taxonomy places the organism in Eukaryota, Metazoa, Arthropoda, Insecta, Hymenoptera, Braconidae. The coding region runs from base 1 to 2217 and encodes 738 amino acids.